GUUGUUUGCGGUUGGCCUCCACUGUACAGGAGCUUUAGUCUCUGCGCCAAAGAGGCAUCGAGGUCUCACACAUACAAACAAUAUCCACGGAUCAUGAUAUCUCUCCUCGACCUCCCCACCGAGAUCCGACUCCAAAUAUGGUCAUACAUCGUCCAGCCGACGGUCAUUCACCCAUGUAGUUGUUGCACAAAAGUUAAAACGACGCAGAAGUCGUCUUCACAAGACAACAACAACAACAACGCCAGGUACUAUCGACAGCCGACAACAACAUAUGAUCUCUGCGACAACCGCAUCCUCCGCGCCAAUCGUCUGAUCUUCGCCGAAGUUCAACCACUCGUGGCAAAAGUCGAGAAGGAUCGCGUCUUUGUGCUCUGCGACAACUCGAACCUGGACAAGUUCUUCAAAAGCCUGGACAAAAGAGAUUGGAAAUGGAUCAGACACGUCACGGUCGAGUUGUUCAUCGGCUGGGGCAAAGACUGUAAAGAUGACUGGUUCCUGGCCCAGAGUCACAGAUGGGCAAAACGAUACGUCGCAGGAUCACUAAACAAAUACGGCCAGGGGAGGGUCGUGGUUGUCAGUCCGGCCGAGGAAAUCAAGGAGGACUCUCAGGGCAGACGGACGCUGACGGUGGAUGUUCAUCUGUCAUGA
Messenger RNA from Exophiala oligosperma, 648 nucleotides. RefSeq lists its product as uncharacterized. NCBI's taxonomy places the organism in Eukaryota, Fungi, Ascomycota, Eurotiomycetes, Chaetothyriales, Herpotrichiellaceae. Bases 94 to 648 code for a protein of 184 amino acids. The transcript has a single exon. The record is from RefSeq and is a predicted model, not a curated record.